Molecule: messenger RNA, 952 nt
Organism: Colletotrichum navitas
Lineage: Eukaryota; Fungi; Ascomycota; Sordariomycetes; Glomerellales; Glomerellaceae
Product: transcription initiation factor TFIID 23-30kDa subunit-domain-containing protein
Exons: 2
Coding region: 107-718 (203 amino acids)
Biological process (GO): transcription initiation at RNA polymerase II promoter
Cellular component (GO): nucleus; transcription factor TFIID complex; SAGA complex
Molecular function (GO): promoter-specific chromatin binding; RNA polymerase II general transcription initiation factor activity
Source: RefSeq, a predicted model, not a curated record
ACCAGCCUCAUCAGCCUCGCAGGACUUUGCUGUGUUGCGCGAAGUUAUCUCCAUUUCAGAAACAUCAUCAAAAAACCGACUGUCCGGCUAACUCCUCGCGAUCGAAAUGGCUAGCACCGCACCCGAGAAUGCCGAGCAGGCCACCACUGUGCCGAACACGCAGGAAGCUCCCGCCGAGACAGCAGCUGCCCCGGUCGACGCCGCUGCCGUCCCCGAAGCGGUCGCACCAGGCCCCGAGCCCAAGGCCAUCACCCGCAAAGACAUGUCCCUGCGCGAGUUCUUGACGAAAAUGGACGACUAUGCUCCAAUCAUUCCCGAUGCAGUCACAAACUACUACAUGACCAAGGCUGGCCUCCCCCCACCGCCUCAGACCGAUCCCCGCCUGGCGCGCCUGCUCGCCCUCGCCACACAAAAGUUCAUCGCCGACAUCUCUGCCGACGCUUACCAGUACAGCCGCAUCCGCGCCUCCAACUCUAACGCCAACAACCCCAUGGGCAACCUCGGCGCCGCGGCGGGCUUCCCCAUCCCCGGGCAGCCCACGGGCCCAGCUGGCGCAAAGGACCAGGGCCGUGGUGGGCCCCUCGGUAUCCAGAGGCCAGGCUACGGCGGCGGUGGACAGGGCGGCAGCCAGAACAGGACCGUCCUUACUAUGGAGGAUCUCGGUAUGGCUGUUGGCGAGUAUGGCGUCAAUGUGAAGAGGAGCGAGUUCUACCGAUAAGGUACGGUCUUGCCGUUUGUCGAGGAGAGGGGUUUGCAUCUUUGGGCUGAUGUAUAUACAUAUAACACGGCGUUAGAUGGUCUGGGUUCGGCGUCUCGGGGUCAAUCAGGGCACCAUCAAGGGCGGAUCGGGGUUUUGCUUUAGGAACGGACAAUUCAACAGCGACGGAGAGAAUGAUGAGCCAACGUAGUAGACAUCCACACAAAGGCCCAUCAGGAGGGUCAUCUUAGGCGC